AUAUAAAAACCGCGCGCGUUUUGUUGCAAUCCCGUCAGCCUCCACAACGCUCUUCGUUCAGCAUGGCGACGAAGUAUAACAUCGGCGACCCUGUGUGGGCUAAAAUGAAAGGCUUCUCCCCGUGGCCAGGAAAGGUGGCCAACCCGACCAAAGAGGUGAAGAGGCCGGCACUAAAGAAGCCAAUGCAUUGCAUCUUCUUUUUCGGAACCAACAACUAUGCAUGGAUCCAGGAAGACCAAAUCAAGCCAUAUGAAGCCAGCAAGGAGCAGUUUUCAAAGUCCAGCAAGACAGCCAGCUUUAAGGAAGCCUUGGAAGCCAUUGAAGAUUACGUCAAGAACCUUCCAGAACAACCGGUCAGAAGCUCUGAUCUGCCCAGCAUUGAUGAGGAGAUUUCCACAAUAUUCCCUAAUGGUUCUGUGAGCCCCAUAACGAACACACCAACCAAGGGCUCGCCAUCUGCAAGAGUGGCUGCCUCCGAAGAUGAGGUUGAGGAGGCACCUGCAACCCCUGCUGUGACACCGUCAAAAGCGCCCCAAAAGCACCAAAGGAACCUAAGGAACCUGUACGACUGACAAAGAGCCAAAACGGAGA
Messenger RNA from Rhipicephalus sanguineus (brown dog tick), 591 nucleotides. RefSeq names its product putative oxidoreductase GLYR1 homolog. Gene Ontology annotation, molecular function: oxidoreductase activity, acting on the CH-OH group of donors, NAD or NADP as acceptor. The transcript has 6 exons. The record is from RefSeq and is a predicted model, not a curated record. Bases 63 to 572 code for a protein of 169 amino acids. Lineage: Eukaryota; Metazoa; Arthropoda; Arachnida; Ixodida; Ixodidae.